UUUUACUAUUAAUAUUAUUUGUUUUACUUUUUUGAUUGUCGUUUAUUUUUUGCGUUGACUGAUUUGUUGACGUGAUUUGCACUUUGGGCCAAAGUAUAGCUGCCAUUUGAGUGCACCACUAGAUGGCGGUAAUGUGCAAUUUUAAAUGUGAUCUUGUUCAGUGUCUGAAAAUGCGAGGAAGAAGACUGCGUUUUGACCCUUUCGGCUCUCCGUAGUUGUACAAAGCGUUUUCGGACAUGUUUACGGUCUGAGCUUUGUUUUGGAGCUAUUAUGCAUUACAAUAUUAGAUAGCUGUAAAGGUUGCACACCUUAAAUUUAUUGUUGUAGUUGUCUUUACGCCUGUAGAUUCGACAAAAAUGAGCGACUUGGCAGAUUUACUGAUCAAAGAGGGCUGGUACCUCACAGAUGAAGGUAUUGCAGAGCUGAAGGGAACUUCUGAAAAAACAACACACAGUGACAUCAUUCGCAUUGCACUUGAUACGGAUCUGAGGCCUAUCGGAAGCAAGUUUUUACCAUCUGAUAUCAACAGUGGAAAGACUGAGAAGCUGGAGGGCCCAUGUGUUCUCCAGGUACAAAAGGUAAGAAACAUCUCAGCCCCCAAAGACAACGAGGAGUCCCAGGGUGCACCACGUAUGCUGCGCCUACAGAUGACAGACGGGCACACCACCUGUGUCGGAUUGGAGUUUAAACAUCUGUCCAAGAUUAGUCUUAAUACACCCCCUGGAACAAAGGUGAAGCUUCUUGGUACAGUCCAGGUUAAAAAUGGAUGUUUGCUUCUUGAAGAUUCAAACAUCUCUGUCCUUGGAGGAGAAGUUGAGCACAUGGUGGAGAAAUGGGAGCUCCAAAGGAGUUUGGCGAAACACAGCCGGAGCAACAUCGGAGCAGAAGGGGGGCCACCUCCCUUUGUGCCAUUCGGUCAGAAGUGUGGAAGGAAAGAUGAAGUAGACAGCAGCGAACUGGACCAGCGGAAAACCCUCCAGACUCAGAAUGUGGUCAAGAGUCCCGACGAGAACGACGAGUUUGAAAAGCAGCGAACAGCAGCGAUCGCCGAGGUGGCCAAGACAAAAGAGGGCCCCCGCAGCUUUGGCGGUGGCGGAAAUGCGGGCAGUAAUUUAUCCAACGCCGCUUCCUCCUCCCGAAGCAGAGAUGCCAACCAGCAAAGGAGACGUGAAGAGAAGUUUGAAAAAGCAGAAAGCAGGCCAGAGGGAAACUACAGAGAGUUGGUGGAUGAACGAGCUCUGAGAGACAUCAUGGAAAUGGGCUUCAACAGAGAGGCAGCUCGACAAGCUCUGAUGGAUAAUAACAACAACCUUGAAGUGGCACUAAACAGUCUACUGACUGGAAGUUCUGGUGGCCGACCCAGUUCUGUGGUGCUUGAAUCAAACAAGUUUCAACCCAGAGGCAGAGGGAAGGGAAGAGGCAGGUCCAGAAAUGAAGACGAGGAUGAAGGAGUUGGAGGAAGACCUUCUGGACCGAGCACUCUGUUUGACUUUCUGGAAUCCAAAAUGGGCGCUUUCUCUGUGGAUGAUACGAAGAGUCAGACACAGCAGAGGAACCACGAGAGCAAAGCAAAUUUCUCAAAUUCAAACUACCAUACCAAAGAGCAUUCUCAGCCCAGGUUCUCCUCACACUAUGAACACAAACCGCAAAGGAACGACCGACCUCCAAGAUUUAACAAAGACACAGAUUUCCCCAAACCAGGCCAGGAGCACAUCCCCAACCUAAUGGCCUGUCCAACGUCAGCUCAGUCUCAGCAGUGGAGGAGCCAGGAGAGGUGGCCACGAGGAACCCCAGAUCAAACGGUUAAUGACAGGCGACAGACGAGAGAUGAUCAGCUCGUUAGCUCAGCCACUUCGCUAAAGCCCUCAGAAGAACCUCAGCAGAAGUUGGAGUUUAAUGGAUCUUACCACCAACAGUCCAGAAGUCGAGAAGGCGGCUCGAAUAUAUCUGGAUUUUCUCAGAAGAGAGGGCUGAAAAACGAUGGACCCAUGCCUAAACCAAGUAAUUCUGCAGGAAUGGAUGCAGAUGGAAGGGGAAACAAUAAAGAAGCCAACAACAGCAGGAGGAAGCCAAAGGUCGACCGGCAAAACUCGGACCACUUUGAUAGACAAAGAAAUAUUGGCCAGCCCAACUUUAACUCUAAAGGAGCUAGCUGGGGGACUCAGGAAGUAGGAUUUCCACAAACUCUUUGCACGUUGACAGGGGUUCCUUCUCAUUUUCAAAACGGAGAUUUGGAACAUAAAAGAACAGGGCCAAUUAAGCCUGGAAACAUGCCCUGUCCUCCAAACAGGGAGCAAAUACCCAGAAAAAAUAUGCCCCAAAACUUGGGACCGAAGAGAAGACCGGGGCAAGGCAAAGGCCAAGGCCCUCGAGGACCAGACAGGAAUCAAAUCACGGAACAUGGAUGGAAACCUGGAGACCAGUGUCUGGCGCUGUACUGGGAGGACAGCAAAUUCUACCACGCCAGAAUAGACGCUGUGCAUCCAUCUGGCUCCACAGCUGUGGUUGUGUUCAGUGACUAUGGAAACUGUGAGGAGGUCCUCCUGGAGAACAUCAAACCUGUGUCUGCUGACAUGUUGGCAGGAGGAAGAUGACGGCUUCUACGACAGUUCACUGGAGUUUCGCCGUGGGGGAGACGGACAGCCGAGACGAACGAGGCCCACGCAGCAGUACUACCAGCCCCCCAGGGCGCGUGAUUGAAGUGUUUGUGUUUUUACCUGCGCCGGUGAACAAAUGAAAAUUGGCCUUUCAUUUUCUCUUGUAAACAAACACUGUGUCACAGAGAUGUUAUUGGUGAUGUUUUAAUAAUUGAUGCAUUUCUCCGGCUCUCUUGGAGAACAUGCGAGUUGUGUGACAGAAAUGUUAAGGAUUAGUUUCUCAGUGACUGGCGUUUCUGUCAGCUUACAUUUAAAUUGUUUCCUGCGUUGGCAUCAUCACAACUGUGUUUUACAUAACUAAAUUUAGGUUUCUUUUUCCUUUUAUUGCAAUUUAAUAUAAAACCAAUUUCCUGGGUUUAACUAAAGUUAAGAGGAUCCCAUGAUGCCAUAAACAUGAAGUUAAAACGUUAGGACUUUUUUCCAAUCAUUUUGUUUGUCAUUCAUCCCAACACCUCCUGCAACAAUCCAGAGUGCUUCCUUUAUUUUUAUUGUCCACAUAUUCAGGACAGAAUGUCUCAAAGGGCUUGCACACGAUGCAGUAAUAAAAGAACUGACAUGAGCUCCUGUAUUAUUUUGUGAAGAUCAUCUAUUUGUUGUGAAGAUUUGUUAAAUGGAUGCAUCAAAAUAAAUUACUUAAAUCUA
Messenger RNA from Oryzias melastigma (Indian medaka), 3299 nucleotides. RefSeq names its product tudor domain containing 3 (gene tdrd3). Gene Ontology annotation, biological process: mRNA processing. The transcript is spliced from 13 exons. Gene Ontology annotation, cellular component: nucleus; cytoplasm. Lineage: Eukaryota; Metazoa; Chordata; Actinopteri; Beloniformes; Adrianichthyidae. The record is from RefSeq and is a predicted model, not a curated record. Gene Ontology annotation, molecular function: RNA binding; protein binding. Bases 357 to 2594 code for a protein of 745 amino acids.